This is a messenger RNA of Osmerus eperlanus (European smelt), 576 nucleotides long. RefSeq names its product sialoadhesin-like. Gene Ontology annotation, molecular function: transmembrane signaling receptor activity. Gene Ontology annotation, cellular component: plasma membrane. The record is from RefSeq and is a predicted model, not a curated record. Lineage: Eukaryota; Metazoa; Chordata; Actinopteri; Osmeriformes; Osmeridae. The annotation marks the transcript as partial. Gene Ontology annotation, biological process: cell surface receptor signaling pathway. The transcript has 3 exons.
UCUCCUGCAGUCUCUCUGAGGGUCAGUCCCAGCAGAUCUCAAUUCUUCAAGUUAGAGACUGUCUCCCUGAGCUGUGAGGAUCAGGGGAGCUCUGCUGGAGGGAGGGUGAGGAGGAACACCACAGCAGGAAGGUCUACAGAGUGUGGAGCACGCUGGGGGAAGCAAACAGGCUCCUCCUGCAUCAUCAUUGGUGUGAUCCCAUCAGACAGUGGAGUGUACUGGUGUGAGUCUGAAUCAGGAGAACACAGCCAUGCUGCCAACAUCACAGUACAUGAUGGAGCUGUGAUCCUGGAGAGUCCUGUCCUCCCUGUGAACCAGGGACAAGCUGUGACUCUACGCUGUAGAUACCAGACACCUCCCUCUGACCUCACAGCUGCCUUCUACAAGGAUGGAUCUCUGGUCAGGACUGAGGCUGCAGAAGAGAUGACCAUCCCUGCUGUGUCUACAUCUGAUGCAGGGUUGUACAGGUGCAGCAACUCUGAGCUGGGAGGAUCUCCAGAGAGCUGGCUGGCUGUGAGAGAGAAGCCCCUCCCCCCAGAGCCUGAUGUCAUCUACUCCUCAGUGAGACCAGGCUGA